Molecule: messenger RNA, 2550 nt
Organism: Grosmannia clavigera kw1407
Lineage: Eukaryota; Fungi; Ascomycota; Sordariomycetes; Ophiostomatales; Ophiostomataceae
Product: f-box domain containing protein
Exons: 6
Coding region: 1-2550 (849 amino acids)
Molecular function (GO): protein binding
Source: RefSeq, a predicted model, not a curated record
AUGGCAUCUACAGCAGACGAGAGCAGCAUCGACAGCGGACAGGGGCCUGAGCCGGCUACUGCUACUGAUACAUCCCUACAACUUAUCAAAGGCAUGCCUCUGCCCUCAGAGAUCGUCGCCAUGAUUCUCAAGCUCCUCACACCAGUAGAUCUCGCCGCCUUGUCGUGUGUGUGCCGGGCACUGCAUCUCCAUGCAAUGUCCGACCGCCUGUGGCGUAUCCUUGUGCAGAAGAACGUACCAGGAAUGGAGGUGACCUCACCAGGACCCUUCGGCAGCUUCCGCGAGCUUUACAUUGCCCACUUUCCCUACUGGUUCAUUCCACAGAAGAAGGUCUGGAUCGGCGGCGACUACAUAGUGGGUACUAUACUCAUUGCUCGCUAUGAGCCCGAAAAAGCACGCAUUGAAGGCUACCAGCUGUUGUCCAGACCCUGGAUCAGUACCCCCGAGCCAGGGAACGCCGGUGCGUUUUCCAAUCUGUACGACCCGACGAAUUUAGAGCUGUUUGUCGAGCAGCCGAAGAUCAUGUUGGACGCCAAUGAUCGCCCCCCCCGGCGUGGAAGUCUCAGCAAUAUCCCCAUGGCGGUCCAGGGCUGGUCCGAUCCCGCAGGUAAUGCAGGCCUGUUACGCAGAAAACUCAUCUUCGCCACACCCAUGACUGUUGAAGAUGAGCUGGGCUUUAGUGGCAGCCCCUGCAUGGCGCCGCCAUUCAACAUCCCAGCACCACACCGGGUCUUGUGUGAGCAGCAACUCAUUGAUGGACUCCGCAGGGAAAACACGUCAAUGUACAAUGAUAGCGACGACGACGAAGACGACUACGGCUUAGAAGUCAGCUGCCGGCCGUUCCGGCGUGCCCAUCUCAGCAAACAAGCCUUUCACAUUCCGCAGUACCACCGCUUUAUCAACAAUGUGGACACGUAUGCUACCAUCGAAUCGGUGUAUUACACUCCCACGGCCGACAAGCCGUUCCAGGGCAUCUUCAUCGCGGACUACGGCGGGCACGGCUACGAGCUUGUACUAAUUCACCAGCCCGACGAUCACGUCAAAUCGAUUGAUGAAGAUACCGUCGUGGAUCGACAGCUCGACGGCGAGACAGAGGCUGAGUACAAAGAGCGACGCAACGCCCGCAUUUACCGCGGUAGCCUAGAGGCCAUCAAGCUGACCGGCGACAUCAACGUGCCUCGCGGAGAGAUCACCUUCGUAGCCAACGAUCUCAGCGCGACGGACAAUAGCGGCACCGACAUUGGUAUUGCAGAAGCUGUAGUACCCGCGGGUGUGCGAAGGAUCUGCUGUAAGGGCCAAAUCGCUGAUCACGGAUACAAAAACCAUCGGUUCAUAGACUGUCGCCUGUUUCCGAUCACGCCCGACUGUCUGGCGCUGUACUGGAUUCCCUUCAACCACGUCAUGUUUUACAAACGAGUGGAUAUUGAUGCCUUCACUAGGCCCGCCAUGGCCGCCUCCACGGGUGCCGACGGCUUUCUGCUGCGCGUCACCGCCGGCACGUCGUACGACCGGGCGACGCACGUCGAGGUGCCGGUAAACGAGCCGCGGCCGGUGCGGCUGCAGGGUGCCUCAGCCGAUAUUUCUCUCUGCGUGCGCAUCCACGGCUACGACCGGGGACUGCCGCGGGCGUCACCGCCGACGAGCGCGUACUUUGCAGCGGCGCCACACGCAGCCAACGGGGACACGUACAGCAUCGGGUUGGCCUUUACGCCGAGGGCUGGCGAAGCGGGCGAAAACGAGAAAGAUGCAAAAGACGGAAAAGACGGAAAAACGGCCGGCAUCUCCGGCCACGACCUCCUCUGGGGCAACGACUUUGACCACUCGAUCCGCGACCACCUGCCGCCCGGCUUCAACACGGCCCUGCGCAUUAUGCGCUGGUGGAUCGACCCCGGCAUUGACGGCGACGCCUAUGCCGACAAGCCAUACCUGUACGGACCCGCACUCAGCUCAUUCAACCGCGUGCACGUGGGCGGUCCAGACGACGUGCACGACCCGCACGACGAUCGCGGCUUCUGGUUCGAGGAGGGCGGCGACGCUGCCGGCCUGGCCAUGCGCGCGGCUGCCGGAUGUCCCCCCGACGAUCCGGCCGCCCGCCAGAAGUGGGCGCUCACCGAUGCGGCCAAGUCCAGCUGGGUCUGGGCGCAUGACCAGACGUACGGGCUCGACUUCUUCAACGCCUACCUCGAUUUCCGCGAACUCGCCCUGCGGCUGCCUGGGUUCCAUCUGCCCGUGAUGAAAUACUGGGACGGCCAGAGUCUCCGGUACGUCUUGCGCAACCGCACUACCGAGGAGGUCUACCUGGUGGUGGAGAUCACGCUUUUGCGCCAGGAGGACGUCGACGAGGACGGCACCGUCAGUCCUGAAGUCUUGGCCAAACAGCACUCCAAGACAGCGCCCAAGAGAGAUGACGGAACAAGUGCAUCUUCGGACGAGACCGCCUUUGACGAAGAUAAAGCCCUGGACGAGGCAAGGAGAAAGCUGUCUGUCGGAAAAGGACACGAGAACGAAACGGAGAGUGCGGUCGAAACCAGUCUAGACGAUGUGGAAUGA